AUUGCCACCUCUUGAUCUAGAAUCAGACCCAGUUGAAAGAACUGUAAAAUUUUCUAUAUUCUCAGUUCACUCAAGCUCUUGUGCUGUUAAUUGAAGGGUAUUUGGUGUUCUCGGUUACUCUGAAUGCUGUUUUUAGGUUCUGAUAUUUGAUUUCACAUGUUACUGCGACAUAUCUAAGUUGGGUUGAUGCAUUUGUGUUACAAUAUGGACGGAUGGUACUGGGCUAACUUCAUUUUCAUGGUUCAUUUGUUAUGACAAUUGAAUUUUGUUUCUGUAAGUUUGAAGAACAUUUAGUUAUACGAGAUGGUGAGCAGAUUAUAUUGGAGUUCAUUGGGCUAUUUCAGGCCUUCUAUUAUAAGGGUAUUGAGUUUUGGCAACUCAUUGUCUGGAGGGCAUUGUAAGAGCUGGUUGUUUCAAUCAUUCAAUGUACUUGUUGUGAUUGGCUCUUUUUUGUUUUUUCUUGUAGCUAUGUGUUCUGGUUAUUUAUUCAUGUUCCCAGCUUUUCAACCAGUUGUUCAUAGUUCUGGGACUAAUAUGUCUACUGAUCUGGGUAAUAUGUCUACUGAUCUGGGUCAUGGAUGCAAUGUGUUUGAUGGAAGGUGGGUACCUGAUGAAAGUUACCCUUUGUACAAUGCAUCAGAAUGUCCUUUUGCGGAACUGGGUUUUAAUUGUUUGGCUAACAGGCGAAAAGAUAAAGGGUACCUUAAAUGGAGGUGGAAGCCUAAGAGUUGUGAAAUUCCAAGGUUUGAUGUGCUUGCAGUUUUGGAUAUGCUUCGUGGGAGACGGGUUGUUUUUGUUGGCGAUUCAUUGAGUAGAACUCAGUGGGAGUCUAUGAUAUGCUUGCUCAUGACUGGUGUAGAGGAUAAGAAGAGUGUGUAUGAAGUCAAUGGGAAUAAGAUCACUAAACAGAUUAGGUAUCUAGGUGUUCGGUUUAGCUCCUUCAAUUUUACGGUUGAGUUCUAUCGUUCUGUUUUUCUGGUGCAGCCUGGCUCUGUGCCAAAACGUUCGCCCAAGAGGGUUAAGUCAACACUUAAACUUGAUAAGUUGGAUGAUAUCAGUACAGACUGGAUUGAUUCUGACAUUCUUAUCUUUAAUUCAGGGCAUUGGUGGACACCAGCAAAGCUCUUCGACAUGGGCUGCUAUUUCCAGGUUGGUGGAAGAAUGAAGCUUGGAAUGUCAAUAACUGGUGCCUUCAGAUUUGCAUUAAAUACUUGGGCAUCUUGGGUUGAGAGUACAAUCAACACGAAUAGAACACGUAUAUUCUUCCGGACUUUUGAGUCUACUCAUUGGAGCAGUCGAACCCGUCAGAAUUGCAAAGUAACUCGGCGGCCCUUGUCGAGAACUAAAGGUAGGGAACGAAGCCCAUUUUCAGAUAUCGUCAUGAAUGUUGUGAAGAAUUUAUCACUUCCCGUGGCAUUGCUGCACGUGACACCCAUGGGCGCAUUCCGGAGUGAUGCACAUGUGGGUCCUUGGAGUGACACUGCAUCAGUGCCUGAUUGUAGUCAUUGGUGCUUGCCUGGAGUACCUGAUAUGUGGAAUGAAAUACUUUUCUCAUAUCUGCUUUCUCAGCACAGGGUUAUCCUUCAGUGACUAUGGAAUUUGUAAGUAAGUUUUCUUAUUGAUUGAUGCCAUAUCUCAUCGUUUAUAUAAGAAGGUAUAAAUGUGCUUAAUUUGACUCUUAUUAACGAUCUAUUCAAAACAAGCAAUGAAUCACAUACAUUCAUUAAUGCGGUUAUAUAAAACUGUCAGAAUCCCAGUUAUAUAUAUCAUUUUUUAUUUGUAUUGUAUAAAUUUUUUAUUAGCUUUCAUUAACUCUCAUGUUUUGUUGAUG
This is a messenger RNA of Ilex paraguariensis (yerba mate), 1831 nucleotides long. The record is from the annotation of a GenBank genome assembly. Lineage: Eukaryota; Viridiplantae; Streptophyta; Magnoliopsida; Aquifoliales; Aquifoliaceae.